This is a messenger RNA of Panicum virgatum (switchgrass), 799 nucleotides long. Its product is annotated as oleosin Zm-I-like. The transcript has a single exon. Gene Ontology annotation, biological process: lipid storage. Lineage: Eukaryota; Viridiplantae; Streptophyta; Magnoliopsida; Poales; Poaceae. Gene Ontology annotation, cellular component: monolayer-surrounded lipid storage body; membrane. The record is from RefSeq and is a predicted model, not a curated record. The coding region runs from base 70 to 522 and encodes 150 amino acids.
GUAUAGUGGCAGUAGCGCUCUCGGGCAGUGCGUUUGCGCGGUAGCUAUCUUUUGCUCUGCUUGCUUGCCAUGGCCGAUCAGCACCGGGGCGGCGGCGGGGGCUACGGCGACAUGCACCGCGGCGGCGGCGGCGGCGAGACGCAGCAGAGGCAGGGCGCCAUGAUGACGGCCCUGAAGGCGGCGACAGCCGCGACCGCCGGCGGGUCGAUGCUGGUGCUGUCCGGGCUGAUCCUGGCCGGCACCGUGAUCGCGCUCACGGUGGCGACCCCCGUGCUGGUGAUCUUCAGCCCGGUGCUGGUGCCGGCGGCCAUCGCGCUGGCGCUCAUGGCCGCCGGGUUCGUCACCUCCGGCGGCCUCGGCGUGGCCGCGCUGUCCGUGUUCUCGUGGAUGUACAAGUACCUGACGGGCAAGCACCCGCCGGGCGCCGACCAGCUGGACCACGCCAAGGCGCGGCUGGCGUCCAAGGCCCGCGACAUCAAGGAUGCGGCGCAGCACCGCAUCGACCAGGCCCAGGGAUCUUAAGGGUAUAAGAUACAAAGCGGAUCGCGCAUGCCCUGCGUGUCCAGUGCGGGGCGGCGCACGACCACCGCCGGUGCGGCAUGGCCUACGGCAGCCGCCGCAGCGCCGCGCUAGCUAGCUGAUCGUUAUGAUAUGUUGUGCUUUGUAUGUGCAUGUGUCCGUGGGUUGCUGUGCGUUUUUCUUGGUCGUAGUGGCGGGUCGGAUGUACUGCAUGGUGGAUGUCUAGUUUGGAUGUUAUGUUUAUAAUGAGGAAUAAAAUAAAAACGCAGUGUUCAGGAUU